Apus apus (common swift) is the source of this 1173-nucleotide messenger RNA. RefSeq names its product sirtuin 5 (gene SIRT5). The coding region runs from base 127 to 1059 and encodes 310 amino acids. Gene Ontology annotation, molecular function: protein-malonyllysine demalonylase activity; NAD+ binding; protein-succinyllysine desuccinylase activity. NCBI's taxonomy places the organism in Eukaryota, Metazoa, Chordata, Aves, Apodiformes, Apodidae. The record is from RefSeq and is a predicted model, not a curated record. The transcript has 9 exons.
CGCUGCACUCCCGGGGCGGAGCCGACCCGGGGACGUGCGGGGACGUGCGGGGCCUCACGCCCGGGCCUCUGCAGCGCCGCGGCCCUUCGCCGCUUCCCGCCGCCCAGCGACUUCCCAGCGGUGCCGAUGAGUCUCUUCCACUUCACCGCAAGAAGGUUGGUUUCCCGAGCGUCUUGUGGCCUUAAGGCUUCGUCGCCAAAGAAACAGCAGCUUUGCUUGGAAAUGGCACGUCCUAGCUCAAAUAUGGCUGAUUUCCGGGAGGUGUUUGCCAAAGCAAAGCAUAUAGCCAUUAUCACGGGAGCCGGCGUUAGUGCGGAGAGUGGCGUUCCUACCUUCAGAGGGGCUGGAGGUUUCUGGAGAAAGUGGCAAGCCCAGGAGCUGGCUACGCCCACGGCAUUUGCACGGAACCCUUCCCGCGUGUGGGAAUUCUACCAUUACCGCCGGGAAUUGAUGCUGAGCAAACACCCCAACCCCGCGCACGUGGCCAUCGCAGAGUGCGAGCGGCGGCUGAGCAAGCAGGGAAGGAGCGUCGUGGUCAUCACGCAGAACAUCGACGAGCUGCACAGGAAGGCAGGCACCAAGCACCUCCUAGAAAUUCACGGUAGUUUAUUUAAAACUCGAUGCACCAACUGUGGAAACGUGGCUGCAAAUUACAAGAGUCCAAUAUGCCCUGCCCUGGCUGGGAAAGGGGCUCCAGAUCCUGCAACAGAAGACGCCAUGAUCCCAGUUGAAGACCUUCCUCAGUGUGAGGAGGAGGGCUGCAACGGGCUGCUCCGUCCCCACGUCGUGUGGUUCGGGGAAGUCCUGGAUCCUGACGUUCUCACAGAGGUUGAGAAGGAGCUUGAGAUCUGUGACCUCUGCUUGGUAGUGGGGACGUCCUCCGUGGUGUACCCUGCGGCCCUGUUUGCCCCCCAGGUGUCGGCCAGAGGCGUGCCGGUGGCGGAGUUCAACACGGAAGCCACUCCUGCCACCAGCAGGUUCAGGUUCCACUUCCCGGGACCCUGCGGAACCACGCUGCCGCCGGCGCUGGCCCGACACCAGACCGAGAUCAUCUCCUGAGCGCGGCGGGGGCGGCGGGAAUUGCCCGCCCCGUCCCCGGCAGCCCCGGCAGGCAAUAAACGGGGGGCGGCGGGGCCCGAACCCGCGACCCGCCCGGCCGCCCCCGGCACCGCA